CGCCGCACCGACAAGAUGGCGGCGGGUGGGAGCGGCGGGCGCGCGUCGUGCCCGCCGGGGGUCGGCCCGGGUGCGGGGGGCGGCCCCGGGCCCAGCGCCAACGCCGCCGCCGCCCCCGGCAACGCGGCCGCCGCCGCUGCCGCCGCCGCCGCCGCCGCCGCCGCCCCGGCCCCCGCCGCCCCCGGGCCGCCCCCCGUUCCGGGACCGGGACCGGGACCCGGGUCGGGGCCGGGCGCGCAGGCCGCGGCGGGCGGGGAGCGGGCGGCCGAGGAGCCGGGGGCGGCGGCGCUGCUGCGCGAGCCCGUCUACAACUGGCAGGCCACCAAGCCCACGCUGAAGGAGCGCUUCGCCUUCCUCUUCAACAACGAGGUGCUCUGCGACGUGCACUUCCUGGUGGGCAAGGGGCUCGGCGCGCAGCGCAUCCCCGCGCACAGGUUCGUGCUGGCCGUGGGCAGUGCUGUCUUCGACGCCAUGUUCAACGGGGGGAUGGCCACCACGUCCACCGAGAUCGAGCUGCCCGAUGUGGAGCCCGCCGCCUUCCUGGCCCUGCUCAAGUUUCUCUACUCGGAUGAGGUUCAGAUCGGGCCCGAGACAGUCAUGACCACGCUGUACACCGCCAAGAAGUACGCGGUGCCGGCGCUCGAGGCCCACUGCGUGGAGUUCCUGAAGAAGAACCUGCGGGCGGACAACGCGUUCAUGCUGCUGACGCAGGCACGACUCUUCGACGAGCCGCAGCUGGCCAGCCUGUGCCUGGAGAACAUCGACAAGAACACGGCCGACGCCAUCACCGCCGAGGGCUUCACUGACAUCGACCUGGACACGCUGGUGGCCGUGCUGGAGCGGGACACGCUGGGCAUCCGGGAGGUGCGCCUGUUCAACGCGGUCGUGCGCUGGGCCGAGGCGGAGUGCCAGCGGCAGCAGCUGCAGGUGACGCCCGAGAACAAGCGCAAGGUGCUGGGCAAGGCGCUCGCGCUCAUCCGCUUCCCGCUCAUGACGAUCGAGGAGUUCGCUGCAGGGCCCGCCCAGUCGGGCAUCCUCGUGGACCGCGAGGCGGUCAGCCUCUUCCUGCACUUCACCGUCAACCCCAAGCCGCGCGUCGACUUCAUCGACCGGCCUCGCUGCUGCCUCCGCGGGAAGGAGUGCAGCAUCAACCGCUUCCAGCAGGUGGAGAGCCGCUGGGGCUACAGCGGCACGAGCGACCGCAUCAGGUUCUCGGUCAACAAGCGCAUCUUCGUGGUUGGCUUCGGGCUGUACGGCUCCAUCCACGGGCCCACCGAUUACCAAGUGAACAUCCAGAUCAUCCACACGGACAGCAACACCGUCCUGGGCCAGAACGACACGGGUUUCAGCUGUGAUGGCUCCGCCAGCACCUUCCGGGUCAUGUUCAAGGAGCCGGUGGAAAUGCUGCCCAACGUCAACUACACAGCCUGCGCCACACUCAAGGGCCCAGACUCCCACUAUGGCACCAAGGGCCUGCGCAAGGUGACCCACGAGUCGCCCACGACGGGGGCCAAGACGUGCUUCACCUUCUGCUAUGCGGCGGGGAACAACAACGGCACGUCCGUGGAGGACGGCCAGAUCCCCGAGGUCAUCUUCUACACCUAGGCCGCCCGGUCCCCGAAGCCACCUGAUGCAAGUAGGCCGCCCCCACCCCAUACCGCGCCCCCUGCCACGUUUCUGGGCGUCAGGAGAGGGUCUUCACUCCCUGCUCGGGGGAGCCGGGCAGGGGCUGUGAUGCAGUCCUUCAGGACGUGGGGGGGUGGGCAGGGCUGGCCCGGACCCGCCCUGAGCCAAGUGUCCCCCCGGGGCCUUGGAUGUGGGGGGGUCCCACACGCUGUCCCUGCAGCUCAGGGCCACCCGACCAACCGCCUGACCGCAGGAUUCAAAUAGGAUUCCGUCUCAUGUUUGUUCUAACCGCACAUAGCAAUGCAUCUUGGGUCCCCAUUUCUCUGGUAGGAGGCAGCGUGUGGCGUCCUGGUCUAUUCACUGGGGAUGCUUGGGCCGCCCUGACCCUAGCCCCCAGCACGCUGGCCCAGCCCCCCUCGAGGUCCCACAGGCUGGCUUUCUGCCAGGCCCUGGCCCGCCCAGAGAAGGGCCCCCUGCAGCUGCGGGCACGAACUCCCGACCUGAUCUGCCCAGAGGGGCAAAUGGUGCGGGGCCUACCUUGGUGGCCGCGACCCCGGCUGGCCCCGCCCCCUGUACAUACCGAAGCCCCGCCCCACCCGGCCUCUGAGUGAGCUCUAGGUCCAGAGGUGCUGGAGGGCGGAGCCCCUCCCCUAAGUCCCCAGUUCUUCCCCCACCGCGUUUUCACCCCAGUGAUCCCUUCCGGAAACUGUCCUCCCCAAGCCAUGAAAGGUGUGCCCUCCUCACACCAGACCCCCAAAUGAUUUUUUUAAAUAAAGGAAAGAAACGAAACCA
Messenger RNA from Acinonyx jubatus (cheetah), 2418 nucleotides. It is a transcript of the gene BTBD2, whose product is annotated as BTB domain containing 2. Gene Ontology annotation, cellular component: P-body; cytosol. The transcript has 9 exons. Gene Ontology annotation, biological process: neurogenesis. Bases 16 to 1605 code for a protein of 529 amino acids. The record is from RefSeq and is a predicted model, not a curated record. Gene Ontology annotation, molecular function: protein binding. NCBI's taxonomy places the organism in Eukaryota, Metazoa, Chordata, Mammalia, Carnivora, Felidae.